CGAUGCUUAUAAAAGUCACAGGCUCACAGCUAAACUGCAUGGUAUUAUCUACUUUCUGUUUACUAAUCAUACCAGGUACCACAUUUGUAGAGUAAAAAAAUUGCAGUUUCUGGAAGAGCUAACACAACUAGCUUUGUGUUAACUCCAUUUAUAAGCUCUCAUUUCCUCUGAAAUAAACUAUAUCAUAAAGCAUCUACCUUUCAUAAAGAAUGAAGAAAAGGUGAAGCUUAGAUAAGGAGAGAGAAGGGGAGGGAGAGAAAGAGAGAGAGAGAGAGAGAGAGAGAGAGAGAGAGAGAGAGAGAAUAUUAAGAUUAUAUUCUUGUUUGGCUUGGAGAUUGAAGAAUCAUGAAAUUUUUUCACAAGCUAGCACCUUUGGCCAUCCCUGCAUACUAUGUUGUUCUGCUACCAUUAGUCGGCUGUUCAUUCCAUGAAGAAUCCAAUCAAUCCAGCAUUAGACACCACAGCUUUCAGAAGUCACCUUCUGCAGCUUAGUCCUCAGAUGAUAUCUGAUGUUACAGUUCAUGGGGUUCUGCUAUGGGCUUCACUGGGGUUCUUAAUGCCUAUUGGGAUACUUAUUAUCAGAAUGUCUAGCAGAGAAGAAGCUGGAUCCAUGCGGGUCAAAGUCUUUUUCUAUCUCCAUGCUAUUUUGCAGAUGUUUUCAGUGCUUCUUGUCACAGCUGGAGCUAUCAUGUCGAUCAAAAAAUUUGAUAAUGCAUUCAAUAACAGCCACCAAAGACUAGGUCUAGCACUUUAUGGUGCCAUAUGGGUGCAAGCCUUGGUCGGAUUUUUCAGGCCUAAAAGGGAAAGGAAAGAAAGGAGCUUGUGGUACUUUGUGCAUUGGAUGCUUGGGACAGUGAUUUCCCUUGGUGGGAUCAUAAACAUCUACACAGGCUUAAAUGCCUACAUCAAGAAAACAUCAAGAAGUGCAACCCUUUGGACUAUACUUUUCACAGCUGAGGUCUCUUUCAUUGCUUUCUUAUACCUCUUGCAAGACAAAUGGGAGUAUAUGCAAAAGCAAGGUGUGACUUUAGGCAAUUUACCUAUCACAGUACUUUCUAAUCAAGAGAUUCCUGAAAGGCCCAUCCAAAAGGUGUUGUUCCCUCAGCCAUGUGGGAAGCUCAAUGCACUUGGGAAUUUGUUUGACUGAUAUGGGAUUCUUUAUUACCUUUUUUCUCCA
Alnus glutinosa is the source of this 1177-nucleotide messenger RNA. RefSeq names its product cytochrome b561 domain-containing protein At4g18260. NCBI's taxonomy places the organism in Eukaryota, Viridiplantae, Streptophyta, Magnoliopsida, Fagales, Betulaceae. The record is from RefSeq and is a predicted model, not a curated record. Gene Ontology annotation, molecular function: transmembrane monodehydroascorbate reductase activity. The transcript is spliced from 4 exons. The coding region runs from base 428 to 1147 and encodes 239 amino acids.